AUGGAGCCUGGGAAACUCUUGGAUCCCCCGUCAGACACAAUCAGCACUCCGGAAAACCACAAAAAACCCCAUGAAUGCUCAGAGUGUGGGAAAUCCUUUUCUCGCAGAUCAGUGCUUUUUACUCACAAGAAGAUCCAUGUGGGAAGUGGAUCCAGUCAAGGUUUGGAGGGUGAGAAAUCCUCUGGAACAGACACCAAAAGUCUCAGAAACCCCCCCAGAGUAAAACCCUAUAGAUGUAUAAAAUGUGACUUAUGCUUUGGUCGAAAGUCAAGUCUUCUUACACAUCAGAAAAUCCACACAGGAGAGAAACCCUAUCAGUGUCUUGAAUGUGGGAAAUUUUUUUGUCAGAAAUCCACCCUCAGAAACCACGAGAGAAUUCACACAGGGGAGAAUCUUUGGUCCCAUGAGAAGGUUCAUGCAGGAAUAAAAUCGUACAAAUGCUUUGAGUGUGGGAAAUGUUUCACCCGGAGUUCACUUCUUUGGAGUCAUGAGAAAACACACAGAGGGGAGAAAAAGGAAAAGUGCCUGGAAUGCGGUAAAUGUUUUUCCCAGAAAUCACACCUGUUGCGACAUCAGAGACUUCACACCGGAGACAGACCUUAUGAAUGCCCAGACU
Messenger RNA from Protobothrops mucrosquamatus (brown spotted pit viper), 616 nucleotides. RefSeq names its product zinc finger protein 3-like. The transcript has 2 exons. Gene Ontology annotation, molecular function: RNA polymerase II cis-regulatory region sequence-specific DNA binding; DNA-binding transcription activator activity, RNA polymerase II-specific. Lineage: Eukaryota; Metazoa; Chordata; Lepidosauria; Squamata; Viperidae. The annotation marks the transcript as partial. Gene Ontology annotation, cellular component: nucleus. Gene Ontology annotation, biological process: regulation of transcription by RNA polymerase II. The record is from RefSeq and is a predicted model, not a curated record.